GUAGGGAGCGAAUACGUAGUUGAGAUCGAGCCUUCGGUCGAGCUAGGGAUAAUAUGACAGCAGUCCCUUCACAACCGUUUCAGCUGCCUGCAAAGAGCGACGUUUAUAAUUUUGCUAGCUACGCUUUUUUUCUAUCGUUGAAAAGAUUAAAAUAAUUAUAGCAACAAUAACCAUUUGCUAAGAACUAAUGGUUGAUCAUGUAGCUUAGCUUAAUUAGUUUUAAUUCAACUUGAGCUAUUUUUUUUUUGACACAAAGUCUGGCACUUUGUUUAUUCAUUUUUUCCCCUCACUUUUAAAAUCAACUAGCAGCUCAUUUUUGGUUUAUUUUCCACUAAAACGUCAAGUAAAGUAUUUUUUCAAGAGCGCAGAGGCGGAAAAAAAAUUGCAAUUUUAAACAAAUUAAAUGCAUUUAAUGUAAUCUUAGCUUAAGCUGCUCUCACGGCUUGUUUUUGUUUUUGACAGUUGAUUUAGAAGAAGAAGAAGGAAAAAAACAAACAGUUGUUUAUCUUUUUUUGUUAAAAAAAAUAUAUAUAUAUAUAUAUUUACUUGUUUGUUUUUCACUCGCACUUUAUCAUUUGCACCAAUAAUUUUUUCGUGCUUAAUUUUUUUGGCAGCUUGUUUUUGCUCUUUGAGUUUUUAUUUAUUUAUUUUUUUGUUUUUUUCACUUUGUGUCUUAAAAAAAAAGAAAUACAGCCCUAAAAUUAGCUACACAACACGAUUAGCCAGAGCUAGCUCGCUUUGACACGUCAUUUGGGAAACAACACUAUAUUUAUUACAAAAAAAACAAACAACAUUAUUUAAAACACCUUUGCUUCAGAAAACAUUUUCCCCAUGCUGUCACUGAGCUAGCUUUCAUUUUUGUUUUUGUCACCUCUUUUAACCGACACGGACGCGCGCGAGAACAACAACGACAACAACAUUUCUCCCUCUGAUUGUUUUUAUUUUUGUAAAAAAUUUUUUAUAACAUUACUAACAUAACAUCGGUGUUAUUGUUGAACAUGGCCGCCAUCGGGUCGGUGCAGAUGUUGAUCGAAGCUGCAGAGUAUCUUGAUCGGAGAGAAAGAGAAGCAGAACACGGGUACGCCUCAAUGUUACCGUUCACCAGCCACAAAGACCGGGACGGCUCCAAGCGGAAAAAUAAAAGCAAGAAAAAUUGCAGCAGCAGGUCUACGCAUAACGAGAUGGAGAAGAACAGGCGGGCGCAUUUACGGCUAUGUUUGGAACGCUUGAAGUCCCUCGUGCCUCUGGGACCAGACUCCAACCGGCACACCACCCUCAGCCUACUAAUGAAGGCCAAGGAUCACAUCAAGAGGUUGGAGGAGAGCGAGAGGAAGGCACAGCACGCAAUAGAUCAGCUGCAGCGGGAGCGGAGGCACCUGCACAGGCGGCUGGAGCAGCUGGGAGUGGAGCGCACGCGCAUGGACAGCACGGGGUCCACCUUCUCUUCAGACAAAUCCGACUCUGACCAAGAAGAGUUGGACGUGGACGUGGACGUGGAGGGUACGGACUACCUGAUGGGCGAUCUGGAGUGGAGCACCAGCAGCGUGAGCGACUCGGACGAGCGAGGCAGCCUGAGGAGCAGCUGCAGCGACGAGGGCUACUCCAGCCACGUCAGCCUGCGCCGCCUCGCCAACACUCAGGAGAAAACUCUAAGUCUAUAAGAGCACACCCACUCCCACCUGACCUCCGUCUCCACCACCUCCACUACUCACUCGCUCGCUCACUCGCUCGCUCGCUCACUCGCUCUAUCGAUGGAUCUCCAGCGCCGGAGCGCGACGACGCGAACUGCACGAUCCGACGUACGAAACGUUGCGGAACGAGAGCGCUCGCGUGUUCUCUCGCUCCGUGACGCCUCGUACGUACGAUCCAGACCAAAAAACGAAGAACGAACGCCGAGAACGAGGAAAACAACGCAGCCCUCACGUACCCGCGCCUUCACCGUCCAAUCAGCCGCAGAGGACGUGAGGUCUCGUCUCGUCGUCCGAUCAGAUCCUCCCUACCUCGCUUCCGUCCUCUCCUCCUCGUCUCGUCCUCCGACGAAAAGCACGCCGUUCUUAUCUUGUCGUACCAGAGAACGUUUCUCAUUACCACACCCACUGCCUACGCCGACCCUCCUCCGCCUUCCAUCAGUUCACCAAUCAGAUCAGGACGUUCCAGAAACAGGGCUAGGUCACCUGACCUAUCACAGCAUGGAAUUUUGCACUUAUAAGCAGCCUCUCGGUGUGAGCCGGCCCCCUUUGCCGCAGAUCCAUGAGCGACGUAUGAUUUUGUUUUGUCUUGUACACCCCCACCCCCCCCCCAACCCCCCCUGAGAUCAGCGCCAGAAGGUCGGCUUUUACCAAAGAUCACACAGCAGGAAUGUUUAUUUUUUAUUUUUAUUUUUUUUAUUAUUAUUUUUUUUCCACCCCCCGUUUUUUUUUUUUUUUUUUUCAGGUCACAAAAAAUUUACAGCAGCAACAACAUUAAGAAAGGUGUACCAUGUCAUCGUCGUCAUCGUGAUCGACUUCUCGCUCCUCUGCUCUCCAGAGGGAUCGCAGCUACUCCAGUUCCAGUAUCCAGGUGUAGUCUUUAAGCUAGUCUUAAAUCCUGCACUGUUACGGCGUCCAACCCCCUCUACAACCACCGACCAUCACCACCGACCGCAUCCGAGCUGUGGGACGGUUACCUAGCAACGGCGUGACACUAUCGCUCGACUGCUGCUGCUGGAGGAGUACAGCGAGACUUUUUUGUUUUCUCUCUCAACCAACCAAACCUGGCUAAUAUCCGAUCUCGGAUCUCCGCGCUCGCUCGUCCGCUCGAGGAGCUCGGGAUCGGGGCAGACGCGGUCGGGUAUUAAGAUCCGAGUGUAAGUAACGUCGAGCAAAGACUUCGCGAGGAGACGACGUCGGGAUGUUUCGGUUCGCUGCUGCUGAUGACGUGGAACCUGGAUAUUUCUUUUAUUUCUCUUCUUUUUUUUUUUUUCUUUUCUUUUUUUUUUUUAAUACACGAAAACUGUAAACUGUCGACGUGAGGAACGUAUCGCAUCGCAGCAUGAGAUUGUCGCGGGACUGACAGUUGAAUUCGGGUCGUUCCAUCUCUUCCUCUCUGGGCUAAGGACAGUGGUGCGGAUGUGUUUUGUGGGGUUGUUUUUUUUUUAAUUUUUUUAUUUGUGCAUGUGUUUUGUUCCAUCCCCGCCCAAAAAAAAAAAAAAAAAAAAAAAAAAGAGUAAAUAAGGAUGUAAGCACAUUCCACUACCAAACAGGAAGUCAGGCAGAAUUAUAAUAAUAAUAAUAAUAAUAAUAAUAAUAAUAAUAAUAAUAAUAAAGUGCUUGGAAUUAUGGGAAGGCGACAAAAAAAGAGCUUUGGUUUUAACAGGGUGCACGAGUGUGUGUGCGCGCUCUCGUGUGAGUGCGAACGUGAUCGCACGCCCGCACGCCCGCCCGCCCGCCCGCCCGCCGUCCUUCUCCGCCAAGACGCCGAAACUGUUUAUCUUUUCAACGCCGUGUUGUUUUAUGUAUAUAGUUUACAGAAAUAUAUCUAUCUAUACAUCUAUACACAUCACAAAGUAUUUAUUUAAUCCAAAUAUAUGUCACAGAUGAAAUAUAUAAGUUUAUAAAACAAACAAACAAACAAACAAAAAAAAAGAGAAGAGUCUAUUUAAAGUCGUAGUUUCCUUAGUGGUUUCAGUUAUCCCAGAGGGUUUUAUUUUUAUUUUUAUUAUUAUUAUUUUUUUAAUCUAAACGUGUCGUUUUAUUUGCACAGAUUAUCUCCAGCGUACGUAUAUGGACAUUUUAGAGCUCUGUUGUAUUUAGGCUAUAUCUGUGUACAUCCUGAUAUGACCUUGUGCUGUUCGACGUGUUCAAUUCUUUCAUUUCGUUUGCUUUUAUGAAAAAUUUAUCUUCUAAAUAUUAAAAAAAAAAAUUUGAAAAUUAUAUAUAUAUAUAUAUAUAGAGAGAGAGAGAAAUGAAUGUGUGUAAAAUUGUAAUAAAAUGGAAGAAACGUGAGUAAAGGGAAAGUCUGUAGAAGUCGUAGUGAUGGUAGUCAGGGAAAAAGCACGUCGCGUGACACGGAAACGAAUCGAACGUACGUGACGAGCGUGAAGCUUGGCAGUCGUCUGAAUGUAGAUGUAGAUUUUAUUUAUUUUUUAUUAGCGCAGCUCAAAGACGAGACACAGACCACGGAAAACCUUAGCUGCCUGAAGGAAACGCACCAAAUAAAAAAUUUUAACAGAUAAAAUAAAAAUAAAAAAAAACCCCAUAAAUGUAGGAUUGUUUAAUAUGUGGAAUUUUUUUAAUCACUUUGAAAAUCAACCUCCUCCCUCCCACCUCCUCCUCCCCCCCCAAAAAAAAAUUUUAAGUAGAAAAAAAAAAUAAUAAAUAAGCGCGGCGCGAUUGCGACGUGGCGCCAGUACGAGGCGUGAUGGUCAGACUGGGAUGGGGUUUGUGUUUUUGCUCAUGUGUGUGUCUGCGUGUGGGGGGUCACUGUCUACAGACGGAGAGAAAGGGUUUCGGGACGAGGGUCCCGUUCUGGUUCCUGCGGUGUCGGGUUCUUCGAAGCUGUUUAUACGGAUAUGCUUUUGUCUUGUUUUUAUUAGUUUAUGAGUAAAGUCCAUUUCCUUCACAACGUGUCUAAGAACUGGUGUAAUAAUAGUGGUUCUACACACACACACACACACACACACACACACACACACACACACACACACAUUUAAAUCCACCCUGCCUUUUGAUGACUCCUUUGUCCUUUUAUUGUACUUUAUUCGUGAAGAUUCGUGUGAGCGUUUCGUCUCUCUGCCCUCCUUCAACACCAGCGCAGAGAGGAAAUAUAUAUAUAUAUCACUCUGGAACAUUCUGUGAAAGACUUUAUAUAUAAAUAAAUAAAUAAAAAAAGGGCGCGUUUGAGUAACGCAGGUUUUUACACCCAUCUGUGCAGAUUCGCGAAUCAUAAUCAUUAGCUGAAAUGCACAGCAUUUGCACAAACGCCCUGCGCGGCUCGAGCGCGUCCCGGGUGCUGACACACACUCGUGGUUUUGCUCGAGAACAAACCCCGCCCUCCAUCCUCUUUUUUUUUUUUUUUUUCUUUCUUCUUUUAUCUCCCCCGUCCACUUUGAAAUCCUGUGCCACCUUCAACCCUGCAGCUAUCGUCCAGGAGUCGUGAUGGAUGUUUGCACUCCUUUUCGAUGUGUACACGUACGGGGUGUCGUGAACUCUUUAAUACCAAAAUGGCUAAAGCCUUAACGACGUACGGACAUUUCGGAAAAAGUAAAAAAAAAAAAAAACGAUGUAUGUACGAUCUGUUUUUUUUUUUUUUUUUUUUUGUGUUUUCUUUUUUGGAAAGCAAACCCAUCGCAAAGUUCAUUCCCACUGAUCGUGACUGUGUCCUCAGGUGUGUUCUUCUACUAACCAGACACACACUUUAAAAAUAAAUCAAUAAAAAAGCUACUGCCUCUAGGACAGCUACAUGUCUGUUUUUGUUCGAUUUUGCGUUCGAUCGAAUGUCAAAACGGGACGUUUUUAUGCCGUUACUUUGUUUGAAACGACAACAAAAUAGAAAACGCGGGCUGUUUGGAUGUUGCCUACUCACUUGUGGUCAAAAAACGAAUGGAGAAUCAAAACAUCAGCAACAAUAUGUACAUGUAUUGAGUUUGUUACUCUUUGCUAGUAACAUCUGAAAUAAAAAAUUCAA
Ictalurus furcatus (blue catfish) is the source of this 5664-nucleotide messenger RNA. RefSeq names its product MAX dimerization protein 1 (gene mxd1). The record is from RefSeq and is a predicted model, not a curated record. Bases 999 to 1661 code for a protein of 220 amino acids. Gene Ontology annotation, biological process: negative regulation of transcription by RNA polymerase II. The transcript has 6 exons. Lineage: Eukaryota; Metazoa; Chordata; Actinopteri; Siluriformes; Ictaluridae. Gene Ontology annotation, molecular function: RNA polymerase II cis-regulatory region sequence-specific DNA binding; DNA-binding transcription factor activity, RNA polymerase II-specific; protein dimerization activity.